Messenger RNA from Nilaparvata lugens (brown planthopper), 2306 nucleotides. It is a transcript of the gene Sfxn2, whose product is annotated as sideroflexin-2. The record is from RefSeq and is a predicted model, not a curated record. Gene Ontology annotation, biological process: serine import into mitochondrion; monoatomic ion transport. The coding region runs from base 365 to 1351 and encodes 328 amino acids. The transcript has 9 exons. Lineage: Eukaryota; Metazoa; Arthropoda; Insecta; Hemiptera; Delphacidae. Gene Ontology annotation, cellular component: mitochondrial inner membrane. Gene Ontology annotation, molecular function: monoatomic ion transmembrane transporter activity.
CAUAAAAUUCCCAUUCUAUCUCAAAAUCUGAUUGAAAUGAUGAACUGUUUAAAUUAUGAUCAAAUAUAACAGUCAAGAUCAAAUUACUAUGAUAGUUAUUUUUUAUCUCAUAACAAACUUAUUAUCCAAAUAAAAUACGAUGACAGUUAUAUUAUUUGACACCAAAAUCAUAUGUUACAAGUUCUGAAAUAUCAAUAUUUUUGAUCAGCUGAUCUCGCUUCUUGAGUUUGACUGAUAACCGGAACGGGAUCCUAAAAAGGAAAUUUUUCUUAUUUUGUAAUUCCAAAUUAUUGUUAAUAUUUCUCAAAGUUUUUUAUUCUUAUAUUAACUGUGAAAUGAGAAGUUAAAGCAUUGAGAGCCCGAAAUGAGUGAGCUACCGGUACAACGGUGGGACUUUGAUGCCCCACUAUGGGAUCAGUGCACGUUCAUAGGACGAGUCAAGUAUUAUGCAUGGAUCACAGAUCCCAGACUCAACUUUGUCAGCACAUCCUGUUUUCAUCAGGCAAAACAUCUGCGCACACUCUACCUAGAAGGCAAGCCGCCUGCCGAUGUGACGGCUGAGAAGUUCUACUUCUCGAAGCAGCUGUAUGAGAGCGCUUUCCAUCCCGAUUCCGGAGAUCUGAUGAAUGUUUUCGGGCGAAUGUCGUUCCAGAUGCCUGGAGGAAUGCUUAUUACCGGAGCUAUGCUCACCUGGUACAAAUCAACGACGGCUGUGGUGUUCUGGCAAUGGGCGAACCAGUCUUUUAACGCGUUUGUGAACUACACGAAUCGUAACGCCAACUCACCCCUGACUGAGAAGCAGAUGGGAAUCGCCUAUGUGUCGGCCACAGCGGCUGCUUGUGUCACCGCCAUUGGCUUCAAGAAGUGGCUCGCCAAGCAGGCUUCACCCCUAAUACAGAGAUACGUACCUUUUGCUGCUGUGGCUGCAGCUAAUUGUGUGAAUAUCCCUCUCAUGCGUCAGAAUGAGUUUUUGGGAGGCAUCGACGUUUUCAGUGAUGACGGAACAAAAGUUGGAACAUCAAAGCUUGCGGCUGUAAAAGGAAUAAGCGAAGUUGUACUAUCGAGAAUCAUCAUGUGCGCCCCCGGAAUGAACAUAAUGCCGCUAAUUAUGAAAAGGAUGGAGACCCGUUGCUGGUUCAGGAAAGCCACGUGGUUCCAUGCGCCAUUCCAAACACUCAUGGUCGGAGGAUUUUUAACGGUGAUGGUCCCAGUAGCGUGUGGAAUAUUCCCGCAAAAGUGUGGAAUUAGUACGUCGAUGAUAGAACGAUUCGAGCCCGAGGAAUACGAAAAGCUGAAGAAAUUCUGCAAAGGCAAGGUGCCCGAAACGGUAUUCUUCAACAAAGGCCUUUAAGCGAGAGGAGAUCGGCUCAGUGUAGCAUCCAAUAGCGGAAACAAUACAAGUAUUAUGUUCGAUUCCUGUGUAGAGAUGUAAAUGUUUUAACUCUCUUACUCAAGAGGCUAAAGUAGGUCGGCUCAGUACAGUAUUUCUGAUCUCUUCACUUAACGAAACAGAAUGCAUUUGUAAAAUCAAGUAUUCCAACACUAACCCUCAUUUCUUUUAACAACAUUUUAAAAUCUCAACAACUCAAAACAUAACAUAAAUGUUUACAACAUUUUUAAAUCUCAACACUCAAAACAUAACAUGAUUGGCAACAUUACAAAAUCUCAACAACUCGAAACAUAACAUAUAUGUUGUAUUUGGAAGAAGACUAGCAGAACAAAAUAAAUUGUAAAAUCAAGUAUUUCAACACUUACACUCACUUUAUCUUUUGACAAUAUUUAAAAUUCUUAACUCAAAACGGGACAUACAUUUUUAAUAAUUAUCUAUUUAUAAGAUAAUCUAGCAGAACAAAAUCCAUUUUUAAUGUGAAGUAUUCAACCCCAAUAUACACUUCAUCUUUUGACACUAUUUCAAAAUUCUAUUAACUCAAACAUGAAUGUUGUAUUAAUUAUUAUUGUAUUUGGAAGACGAUCUGAUUCGGAAAUCAAUCUAGUCAUAUUGGGAACGAUGAAUUGUGUUUUUGAGCAAUAAUUAUUUCAAUGUACCAAAUUUCUCUGUGUUUUCAUUUCAUUUGAGCAAUAAUUGUUGUUGUAUCCAGUUGGAAUUUGCUGUAGAUUAACUAACUGUAUGGGUUGCAUGAUAUUUUGCAAUAAUUAACCUAAAAUCUAGUAAUUGGUGAAGGUGAUUGUUGUAUGAGUGUUGAACGAUCCUUUCAUUACUAAGCAAUAGACAAUAAUCAUUUGUUGUUAAUAUAUAUUUGAAAUGUAAUAUUUUUCAAACGAAAAAAUAUGCUAUUACAUGAGAA